GAAGGCUUAAAAAAUGUUAUUAGGUUUCAUAAAUCUGUUCUAGGUUGUUUUGAUGAACUUGUCCAGCUUAUGAAAGCUGGUAUUUCAACUGAAGAUGAUUUGCCUCAAGAUAAUUCAGAAAUCACAGGUUCUAAAAAAAAAAAUCUUGCCCGACAUUUUUUGUGUGAUUUGUCUGAUGUUAAUGCAAAAAUUCCGCUGAUUUGUGGCAUGGAGCAACAAAAUGAAGAACACGAAGAAGAUGAUGGAAGUCUGCUAGAUUAUCCGGUUUUUGAACUUAAAAGUGUGCAGAAAAGACCAAUUAAAAUGUCUUCGAAUAUUAUUAAACCGAGUGUAAAGGCGAAAGACUUAUCAGUUGUGGAUUUCACUUCUAUACCACAUAUUGCCAGUGAAAAAGUGUACAGCAUUACUCAAGAUCUUUUGGUAAAAACUAAAACUUCAAGAAGGAGUUAUCAAAAAGAUGACAGUGCAGACGAAGAGACGAUAAAACCUCUUUUUAAAAAAAAACGAAAUGAUACGGAAAACGAAAUCAUUGAAAAUGAUACGGAAGAAAUAGCAACAACUUCUGGCAACCACUCUCAAAUUGUUACAAAAACAAUCAAAACCAAUGCAAAAGUUGGUCGUCCAAAAUCAGCAGCAAAUGAGUGCUAUCCACUCGGAAAUGCUCAAUUUCAGCAUAAACUUUUUAUGCAUUUAAAUGAUCACAAAGAACGUUUAAAAAACAUUGAAAAAAGUCAAAAAAGGAUUUUAGAGUUCAUAUCAAAUAAGGACAAUGAAGAUGGAAAUAAUGAGAUUAUCAAAGCUGAAACAAUUGACCAGCUUAAAGAAAUUAAUUCAAAAUUAAUUAUUGACGCCUUAUAUAAGAGUAAAAUGAAGAAGGUAUUAGAAGUCGUUGGUCUAACAUGUAGCAAUGCACGUCAACAUAUAAAUGGUGCAAUAAACACUGUAAUGUCAGUUAACAUUCAAACAAAAGUUAAUGUUUUGUAUGGAAACCAUAUUCCAAAUAAAGAAUACUGCGAUCGCGUGUCUUUGCGCAGAGAACUACCAAACAUUUUUCAAAUUCUUGUUGAUGUUGUCAGCAAAACAUGGAGUGUGUCUGUUAAAGAAUUGCAGAAAUUUAUGUCCGAAUGGUUGAAGAAUGCGCCGAAAAGAGCUUCAAAAGAAAGUUUCGCAUGAUAUAGAUACUUUGAGUUGCUGUAUCUUCGUAAUAGCAUCAAUAACUAUUUUUAAUUAGUUUUUAAACUUUAUUUUUUUUUAUAAUUGUAAAUUUAUUUAAUCCUGUUAAUUUAUACA
Hydra vulgaris (swiftwater hydra) is the source of this 1290-nucleotide messenger RNA. The record is from RefSeq and is a predicted model, not a curated record. Lineage: Eukaryota; Metazoa; Cnidaria; Hydrozoa; Anthoathecata; Hydridae.